Molecule: messenger RNA, 2781 nt
Organism: Ectocarpus siliculosus
Lineage: Eukaryota; Phaeophyceae; Ectocarpales; Ectocarpaceae
Source: the annotation of a GenBank genome assembly
AUGAUGAUUUCAGGUGGGGCUGGAGGUGUGUCCCGGGCAUACGGCCGCGCUGCCGUUACUGUCGCUGGAAACGGCGUUACGGACGAAAAUGACGAUGGUGCCAUGGACGUUGACGACGGAAAAGAAGCUAGGAGUGAAAGCGAAGCUGACACCAACGUUAGCAGCAACAACGUUAGCAGCACAGGCAGGUGUUGUGCCGAAGACAAUAAGAGUUCCAGCGGUGGUGCGGCGGAGGUAGAAGCUGUGCCAUCAGCGGAGACGGGUACUGGUGCGGGGGUGGGAGCAGGAGCGCCGGCUGUUGGACAGUCGGUCGGGCACAAGAACAUCGUCGGCAGCGUGGGUAUCGCGAAACUCCGCAAGAUUUGGGACCCCGCUGUCCCACGGGUGGAGGAGCUAUUCUCGGCCGCCACCACAGCGACCGCAGCUGCUGCUUCUACCGUCUGCGAACGCAACGCUACCAGCGGCGGCGGCAGCAUCACCGGCGAAUCUGGAGACGGCUCCAUAUCAAGCUCAAGUGAAAGAAAUUCCGGCAGCGACUCAAUAUCUAGAGCAGGCAGUAGCGUGCGAGGCGGCAAGGGAACAGUAGACACGGAUGCCGUGCGCAAAGAAGCUCUCGUCUCGUCGUCGUCAUCACCGCCGCUGCCGUCGACAUCAUGUGUUGGGGUCACUGCGGUCAGCAGUGUGUCUGGCGGUACAAGCGGCGGAAGCAGUGCGAACAGAGCGGUGAACCGUGCGGCUAUUCAGGCUGGGAGGGUGGCUUGGUGCGACGACGGGGAGACGUUUUUUCUUCUCAAUCACGAAGGCAACCUGCUCAAGAUCAAGACCCACUGCGACGGUUCGCUGUCGCUGCUUGCUAGGGCAGAUCCGCAAGGGGGCGCUUCCCCCGCCACCCUGCAGCUCGCGCCCGAUGGAGACAAGGUGCUUAUCGCUACGGCCACGAGAGGCUUGUGCCUGGUGCCCACGGAGGACCUGGACCUCGUGAAGGCAGAGCCGUUCGGAGAAAACUUGGGGCCACGGGGGGCCAAAGCCCGUUACUGGGGAGCAGCGACUUUGGGCGAUAUCCACGGCAGAGGACACGACGGCAGUCGGAAGCGACGCCUGACCAUCGUUGGCAAUCCCUCAAGGACCCGAGACGAUAAAACAGAUCUCUUCUUCUUCGGUCUGGGAGGGGGGCAGCCCGAGCGCAUAGACACGCCUCGCCGAGAGGGGGUCCUCGCCUUGGCGUGUUCCCCACGGCGCCCCUUGCUGAUGUUUCUGUGCCCUACAGGCGAGGUCUACUUCAAGGAAGAGGUGCUCAAAACAGAUUUUCCCGGGCCCUGGUACCCGUCCGGCUACGUCCUCAUCGACAACAACGUGGAUUAUCUCGAAGCAGAAGACGAGCUGGACACGGUGGUGAUGACUGGCCCGGGGGGCGAGGUGUUGAGCAAGACCCAGGCGCACGAGGUGGUGGUGCCCUGGCAGCACGAGGCUGUCGCCCAAGAGGACUCGUCGUUGGGAGAAAAGGAGGAGCCGGUCGACGUGGAGGGCGGCGGGGACACGGAACUGUGGGCGGACGCCCAACCUGGCGAGCUACGGUGGGUACCAGAAAGGGAAGACUCCUGGCCGUCUGAAGGCGGGAGCGAGGACGGGUCGGGCGGACCUAGGAGUUCUCCGAGGGGAGGAGGGCAAGAGAGCUUUGCGGGGCCCCUGGCGCGUCUGCUGGGCGCCACGCCCGCGUUGCUCAAGGAAGCGCGAAAGAGGUUUGGGUCUUCUGGCAUGUCGGAGAACGAUUUGGCGGAGAAACGCAGGAAAUUGGUUCCCAAGAUGAUGGAGGAUCUCGCCAUCAAGAAGAAGAAGAACGACGAGGAGGCGAUUAAGCGCAAGCGGAAGCUGGAGGAGGCAAGGGCGAAGGCGAGGCGUAACCGCGAGAGGAAGGCCGCCGCAGAGGCCGAGAAGGCAGCCGAAAGGGCCAAGGAGGCGGAGAUAAGAGCGGCGGCUGCGAGAGCCGCGGCUGAGGAAGAGGCUGCACGAAAUGAGGAAAGUGAUCAGCGCCGCACGGACACGGCCGAGGCAGCAGAAAAUGACCGGCACCCCAUGGUAGGCGUCCAAGCGCUCUUGACUACGAGCGGGAAUAUGAAGGGGAGGGGUGCGGCGGGUGGCGGGGCGAUGGGUGGUACUCGCGAUUCUUACGAUGGCGGCGUCAGAGGCAACAAAGGUUCGACUGCUGCUGCUGCUGCUGUGCCCCUCGUUACUAGCACUGGCGCGGAUGCAGCUGUUCACACGCUCAUGCCUCCCCCCGACGACUGCCCCCCGUCAACCGACCGCAGCAACGGCUGUGGUGGUGGCUCUGUGGGAGGAGCGGCGGCGGAUGCAGCAGCGUGGCUAGCUGCCAACGCUCCUGGUGACGAGGCGGACCGCCAAAUGGCGUCGUCCACCCUCGUACCUGCGACGUCGUCGUGGGGGUCCCGUGGGCUGGUGCCGGAAGGGGCUAGGGCCACCGCGAGCGCUGGAGUGAUCUCAGGCGAGCUCAUGCCGGUGCCUCCGGCUGUUCUUGGCAGCGCGAGCGGUAGUGUUGUUGGUGCUGGCUGGCGCCGAUACGCUGAGGAGCGUGACGGAUCGGCGCGCUCAGAGAGCCGCGGAGGAGGUGCCGGAAGGGAUUAUCAGCAGCGUCAGGAUUCGAGCUCUGUCGGUGGGUCUCGGUCGCUUUAUCUCGGGGCUGAGGACCGAGUUAUCUCGGAACUGCCGCACAAGUCACAACGGGUGGCGGUGGAUCACGGACACUUCCAGCGGCCUCCACGAUGA